Messenger RNA from Tauraco erythrolophus (red-crested turaco), 537 nucleotides. RefSeq names its product apolipoprotein B mRNA editing enzyme catalytic polypeptide like 4 (gene APOBEC4). NCBI's taxonomy places the organism in Eukaryota, Metazoa, Chordata, Aves, Musophagiformes, Musophagidae. The record is from RefSeq and is a predicted model, not a curated record.
GUAACGGAUGCCCACGGAAGCAUCGGAUGCAUCGUCCUCUAUUCAAAUUACUCUCCUUGUAACGAGGCUUACCACUGCUGCGUGAGUAAAAUCUACAAUUUCUUGCUGAAGUAUCCGGGAAUCACGCUCUGCCUCUGUUUCUCUCAGCUUUAUCACGCUGAGGACAGUUUCCCCACGGCCGCGUGGAACCGGGAAGCUUUGCGGAGCCUCUCCCGUGGCCUGUGGCCCCGGGUGACUCUGCAGAGGCUGCCUGGGGAGGCAUGGCCUUACCUCCUCUGCAAUUUCGUGUACGGCACCCCAGGGUCAACCCUGUACCACUCAACUUCACUGUCAAGAACCUUAGCAGAUCGACAAAAUCCACAUCAAAUUAACGACUUAACAGGAACAGAACUGUAUUUUAGGAAAGCCUUUCCACAAGCAACGCAGGGAAAACCUGCUGAGCAGCAGAACUUAAAGGCCUUUUCUUCUUCUAGCCUAGCUUCCCAACAGCCUUUCCAAGCGAGGAAAGGCAGUCUGCUAUCUCCAGCAUCUCAAAGC